Molecule: messenger RNA, 1602 nt
Organism: Serendipita indica DSM 11827
Lineage: Eukaryota; Fungi; Basidiomycota; Agaricomycetes; Sebacinales; Serendipitaceae
Source: the annotation of a GenBank genome assembly
AUGGCGACUGCAACGCUCGGAGCAAUGUCGAGCGGCGCACUGCUUGCAAACGGGGCGUCAACGACGGCGACAACGACGCCGACGACGGCUGGGACGCAGCGUGUGCAGACGUCGACUACGGAGCUCGUCGAGGGCAUCAGCACUCUGCGGAUUAUGCACGAAACCCACGAACAAGUGAGCUCUCCUCUCCUCUUGCCCAUGGGCCAUACUCUUUGCCAAUUCAAGCAGGAGAUUCAGACGGUGCAGCAACAGCAGGCCGUAGAGUUGGACGCACUCAAGACUCUGGUACGAAAUGCACAAGAGAUGCAGAAAAAGCUCGAACUGGAACGGACCGUCUUGAUCCAGCGCAUCCACCAGUUGGAAUCAAACCAGCCAUCUGCCUUGCUUCAACGCCCAUCUGCACUCCCUCGCGGACUGUCCUCUUCUGCCUCGUCACGAGCCGCAGCAGCAAGCUUUGUGCAGACCGUUCUCGGCAUUCACUAUGAGCCACUGGGACACCUCCACCCAUCCUCUUCGUCUCCCUUGACCAAUGAGCGCGCUCGUCCGGUGCGAUUGAGUGCCGUCCACAAGGACAAACUCGCCAUGCUGGCCGCAGAAGACGCGGUAAACGAGCCACGACGAUCGAGCAAGCGACAGAAACCCGUCGUCACUCAGCAUCCUAUUGCUGCCAAUGGUGGCGAUAUUGCCGUCUCGCCGACGACGACGAUGCCAAUGGGUGACGGGGAGGAUACGACCAUCCCACUUGUCGCAAAGUCUGGCACUCGCAUUCGACUCAAACCUCCAAAGGGAUCACAGCAGGAUGACGAGGCUUCAGUCGACUAUGAGCUCUCUGUUGACACUGUUGGAGGCCCAAAGGUUGGCAUGAAGCGACCACGUUCGCCUGCGUCGAGUGUACAAGGAUCAGGCAAGCCCCCCAAGAAACGAAACACGACCGUGACCGCAGCGAGGAACAAGAUUAACAUUCCACCGAUUCCUCGAGGACCCAACGGGGUACCACUACUUCCGAUGCAGAUUGGCAUGUUUACGCUCCUAUCCUUGGGCCAGAUACAAACCAAGCAGGAUCUUGCUACUACAAAGGCUUUGUAUCCGAUCGGGUAUAAAUGCGAGAGGCGUUGGUUCUCGACAAAGAACCCCAAGAUUCUCGUUCGAUAUACGUGUAGCAUUGAGGCCGGACGGGAUCCUAUGCAUCCAGUCUUUGUCGUCACUCCCGAGGACGCACCAGAGGAACGGGGUCAUUCUGCUACAUCUGCAUGGUGGAACAUUUACACAGAGGGACUCCGAGUGCGGAACCAACCAGAGCAAGCAGUGAUGAAUGGAGACGAAAUGUUUGGCCUGCACGAUAAUGUUAUCAAGGCGUUGUUACAAGAGCUACCGGGUGCGGAAGAACUCGUGGGAUAUGUAUGGAGAACGUUUGUAGAGGGAGGGCCGACGACGAAACGGAGGAACACGGCGCAUACCGUCUAUCAUAUUGAAAACCCAGCUGCGCCACGAUGGCCCGGUGCAGUUGAUGUUGACCCGACUGUUCAGCCCUCGCUCGAUAAUGAACAAGAUGGAGAGGGCGACGAGAUGGACGAGCCAGCGUUACCUCACGCAAUACCGUAA